Messenger RNA from Myotis davidii, 5647 nucleotides. RefSeq names its product PCF11 cleavage and polyadenylation factor subunit (gene PCF11). The transcript has 16 exons. Gene Ontology annotation, biological process: termination of RNA polymerase II transcription. Gene Ontology annotation, molecular function: RNA polymerase II complex binding; mRNA binding. Lineage: Eukaryota; Metazoa; Chordata; Mammalia; Chiroptera; Vespertilionidae. Bases 1 to 4752 code for a protein of 1583 amino acids. Gene Ontology annotation, cellular component: mRNA cleavage factor complex; cytoplasm. The record is from RefSeq and is a predicted model, not a curated record.
AUGUCAGAGCCGACGCCGGCCGAGGCCGGUACCGCGGGGGCCCGGGAGGACGCCUGUCGGGAUUAUCAGUCAUCCCUCGAAGACCUGACCUUCAAUAGCAAACCGCACAUCAAUAUGCUGACCAUUCUAGCCGAGGAGAACCUGCCCUUCGCCAAGGAGAUCGUCUCUCUCAUCGAGGCCCAAACCGCCAAGGCUCCUUCCUCAGAGAAGCUUCCUGUUAUGUACCUUAUGGAUUCUAUCGUGAAAAACGUUGGACGAGAGUAUCUCACUGCCUUUACUAAAAAUCUAGUUGCAACAUUUAUUUGUGUGUUUGAAAAGGUGGAUGAAAAUACUAGAAAAAGUUUAUUUAAAUUACGUUCCACAUGGGAUGAGAUAUUCCCAUUGAAGAAACUUUAUGCCCUGGAUGUCAGAGUCAAUUCAUUAGAUCCUGCUUGGCCUAUUAAACCUCUACCCCCCAAUGUGAAUACAUCUAGCAUCCAUGUGAAUCCUAAAUUUUUAAAUAAAUCGCCUGAAGAGCCUUCAACACCUGGCACAGUGGUCACUUCCCCUAGCAUCUCCACUCCUCCAAUUGUUCCUGAUAUACAAAAGAAUCUUACCCAAGAACAACUAAUAAGGCAGCAGUUACUUGCAAAACAAAAACAGUUAUUAGAACUUCAGCAGAAAAAGCUGGAGCUUGAACUAGAGCAAGCUAAAGCACAACUGGCAGUUUCUCUUAGUGUUCAGCUGGAGACAUCCAACUUAGGUCCUGGAUCUGCACCGUCCAAAUUACAUGUUUCACAAAUUCCCCCUAUGGCAGUUAAAACUCCCCAUCAGAUUCCUUUGCAACCUGAAAAAAGCCGUCCAGGUCCAUCCUUACAAAUUCAGGACUUGAAAGGAACAAACCGGGAUCCCCGUCUUAAUAGGAUGAGUCAGCAUUCUCAUGGAAAAGAUCAAAGUCACAGAAAAGAAUUCCUAAUGAAUACAUUAAACCAAUCUGAUAUUAAGACAAGUAAAACUAUACCUUCUGAAAAACUAAAUUCAUCCAAACAAGAAAAAAGUAAAUCGGGUGAAAAAAUAACCAAGAAAGAACUUGACCAGUUAGAUUCUAAAUCUAAAUCUAAAUCUAAAUCACCAUCACCUUUGAAAAACAAAUUCUCUCACACAAAAGACUUGAAAAAUCAAGAAUCUGAAUGCUCAAGGGUGUCUGACAUGAGUAAGAGAGAUCCAAGAUUAAAAAAACAUCUUCAAGAUAAGACUGAUAGCAAAGAUGAUGAUAUAAAAGAAAAGAGAAAAACUUCAGAAAAAAAAGAUAAAGAUGAGCAUAUGAAAUCAUCUGAACAUAGACUGGUUGGAAGUCGAAAUAAAAUCGUUAAUGGCAUUGUACAAAAACAAGAUGCAAUAACAGAAGACUCAGAAAAACAGGGAACAAAACCAGGGAGAUCAAGUACUAGAAAGCGAUCAAGAUCGAGAUCACCCAAGUCUCGGUCACCAAUUAUACAUUCUCCUAAGAGAAGAGAUAGGCGGUCACCCAAACGAAGGCAAAGGAGUAUGUCUCCAACCUCAACAGCCAAAGCUGGAAAGAUUCGCCAAUCUGGAUGUAAGCAGUCACAUAUGGAGGACUUUAUGCCACCUUCCAGGGAAGAAAGAAAUGCUAAGAGAAGUACUAAACAGGAUGUUCGAGAUCCAAGGCGAAUAAAAAAGACUGAAGAGGAACGACCGCAAGAAACUACAAGUCAGCAUUCUACAAAGUCAGGCACUGAACCAAAGGAGAAUGUAGAAAAUUGGUCAAGUUCCAAGUCUAACAAAAGAUGGAAAUCUGGUUGGGAAGAAAAUAAAAGCUUACAACAAGGUGACGACCAUAGUAAAUCUCCUCAUCUAAGGCAUAGGGAAAGCUGGUCAAGCACUAAAGGAAUUUUGUCACCUCGAGCCCCAAAGCAACAGCAUCAAUUAAGUGUAGAUGCCAAUCUUCAGAUUCCUAAAGAGUUAACUCUUGCAAGCAAAAGAGAAUUACUUCAAAAGACGAGUGAACGUUUAGCAUCUGGUGAAAUUACACAGGAUGAGUUCCUUGUUGUUGUGCAUCAAAUUCGACAGCUAUUUCAGUAUCAAGAAGGUAAACAUAGAUGCAAUGUACGAGAUAGUCCUUCAGAAGAAAAUAAAGGUGGAUUAAAAAAGAAACCUCUCUUAUCUGAUGCUGAAUUAACCUACUAUGAACAUAAAGCAAAACUGAAAAGGACACAGGUUCAGCAUUCAUUUCCAAGACUUGAUCUCUUAGAUCCUGAUAUUUUUGACUACCCUUUGACCGAUGCCUUGUUGUCUGGAAUAGAAUGUGAGCCAUCCAAAAGUAAACAUGCAAGUAGGAAUAGUGGAGCACAGUUUGACAGAAAAGAACAAUUUAGUGAAAGAGCAAGACGUCUUUCUCCUAUAUCUGGGAGUCGUUCUUAUGCUGAGAAUCUUUCACCCCAUGAGGGCCGGAGAAGACAUGACGAGCAAGUCUCUGCUAAAGGUGUGCGAGAAGAGCAGAGGUCACCAUUCAAUGAUCGUUUUCCACUUAAGCGACGUAGAUAUGAAGAUGCAGAUAAACCAUUUGUAGAUAGCCCAGCAUCACGAUUCGCCGGCCUCGAUACAAAUCAGCGACUUACAGCGUUAGCUGAAGACAGACCAUUAUUUGAUGGACCUAGUAGGCCAUCAGUAACAAGAGAUGGCCCAACCAAGAUGAUUUUUGAAGGACCUAAUAAAUUAAGCCCUAGAAUUGAUGGACCUCCUGCACCAGGUUCUCUUCGAUUUGAUGGGUCACCUGGACAAAUGGGGGGAGGUGGUCCUUUGAGAUUUGAAGGACCACAAGGUCAGCUAGGAGGCGGGUGUCCUUUGAGAUUUGAAGGUCCUCCAGGACCAGUAGGGACACCUUUGCGGUUUGAAGGGCCAAUUGGUCAAGCAGGCAGAGGUGGUUUUCGGUUUGAAGGUUCCCCUGGUCUGAGGUUUGAGGGCCCCCAUGGUCAGUCAGUAACUGGUCUGAGGUUUGAAGGACAACAUAAUCAACUUGGUGGAAACCUUAGGUUUGAGGGUCCACAUGGUCAACCAGGGGUUGGGAUCAGGUUUGAGGGACCCUUAGUCCAACAAGGAGGUGGAAUGAGGUUUGAGGGUCCUGUACCAGGAGGUGGACUGAGAAUUGAAGGGCCUCUGGGUCAAGGUGGUCCAAGAUUUGAAGGUUGUCAUGCUUUAAGGUUUGAUGGGCAGCCAGGUCAGCCAUCACUCUUACCAAGAUUUGAUGGAUUACAUGGUCAACCAGGUCCUAGAUUUGAAAGAACUGGUCAACCAGGCCCACAGAGAUUUGAUGGACCACCUGGACAGCAGGUUCAACCAAGAUUUGAUGGUGUUCCUCAAAGAUUUGAUGGUCCACAACACCAGCAAGCAUCAAGGUUUGAUAUUCCCCUUGGUCUUCAAGGCGCACGAUUUGACAAUCAUCCUUCACAAAGGCUUGAAUCCGUUUCUUUCAGUCAGACUGGUCCAUAUAAUGAGCCGCCUGGCAAUGCUUUUAAUACCCCAUCCCAAGGACUGCAAUUCCAAAGACACGAACAAAUAUUUGAUUCACCUCAAGGACCAAAUUUUAAUGGACCACAUGGCCCUGGGAACCAGAGUUUCUCAAAUCCCCUUAGCAGAGCUUCUGGACACUAUUUUGAUGAAAAGAACCUUCAAAGUUCUCAAUUUGGAAACUUUGGCAAUUUACCUGCUCCAAUAACAGGAAACAUUCAGGCAUCUCAACAAGUUCUGACUGGUGUUGCUCAACCAGUACCAUUUGGCCAAGGACAACAAUUUUUACCAGUUCAUCCACAAAAUCCUGGAGCAUUUGUUCAGAAUCCUUCAGGAGCCCUUCCUAAGGCAUAUCCUGAUAAUCACCUCAGUCAGGUGGAUGUAAAUGAAUUAUUUUCAAAACUGCUAAAAACAGGAAUUCUCAAAUUGUCCCAGCCUGAUUCAGCUACAACACAAGUAAAUGAAGUUGCUGCUCAGCCUCCCACUGAAGAGGAGGAAGAUCAAAAUGAAGAUCAAGAUGUUCCAGAUCUUACCAAUUUUACGAUUGAAGAGUUAAAACAACGUUAUGAUAGUGUUAUAAAUCGACUGUACACUGGUAUUCAGUGUUACUCUUGUGGAAUGAGGUUUACAACAUCACAGACAGAUGUUUAUGCAGAUCACUUGGACUGGCAUUAUCGGCAAAAUAGAACUGAAAAAGAUGUUAGCAGAAAAGUCACUCAUAGACGUUGGUACUACAGUUUAACAGACUGGAUAGAAUUUGAGGAAAUAGCUGAUUUGGAAGAACGUGCAAAGAGCCAGUUUUUUGAAAAGGUGCAUGAAGAAGUUGUGCUCAAAACUCAGGAAGCUGCUAAAGAAAAGGAGUUCCAAAGUGUACCGGCAGGGCCAGCUGGAGCAGUGGAGAGUUGUGAAAUCUGUCAAGAACAAUUUGAACAAAUCUGGGAUGAAGAAGAGGAGGAGUGGCAUUUAAAGAAUGCCAUUAGAGUGGAUGGAAAGAUUUAUCAUCCAUCAUGUUAUGAAGAUUAUCAAAAUACAUCUUCAUUUGAUUGUACACCAUCUCCCAGCAAGACACCAGUUGAAAACCCUUUGAACAUUAUGUUGAACAUUGUCAAAAAUGAAUUGCAGGAACCCUGUGAAAGUCCCAAAGUUAAGGAAGAACAAAUUGAUACCCCACCAGCUUGUACAGAGGAGAGCAUAGCAACACCCACUGAAAUUAAAACUGAAAAUGAUACAGUUGAGUCAGUUUAAAUAAAAUGAGAAAGGUAUGUUUUUCUUUUUUUAAAAAGCUGCUGUUUGGAUGUAGGUGAAGAAUUUUUUAAUGUAUAUAUAGAACUAUCUAUAUAAAUUGUCUAGCUGAGGCAGGGCCUUCAGCUAUUAUUUGGUUAAUAAAUACAUUUUAGUAUUUGCCUAUCCUACUGACUGCACAGUUUCAGGUGCUUGUUGUGUGAAAGUUCUGUAGAUGUGUGCAGAUUUAACAAAAUGAAAUUGUAUGUGUAAAAAUGUACGAUUUUCACUUGUGAAACUGUAAAUUAUAAAUAAAAAAUAUUUUUGCUACCCCUGGAGUGUAAUAUUUAUGCACACCAUCAAAUAAAGACAGUGUUUCUGUACUUUUUAUUGGGUGAAAAUGGAAUUAAACAGCAACCUCAACAUAAGAUUUUUUUCUGGUAGUUCUCAUGAUUAAAGCAAAGUCUAAGUUAGUUUUAUCCUUCAAAGGGGGGUUGAGAGAGAGCGCUGCAGGACUUUUCUCAAGAAAGCCAGAUUUGAAAAAAUUUUAGAAACAAUAGGACAUUUAUGCAUAUAUAUAUAUAUAUUAUAUAUAUCUCCAGCUAUAGAGAACCAUUCAGAUGUCCUUUUUUGAAAAAUAUCUAACGAAGCAACUUUUAUUCUUUAACUUGGACAUUGAUGCCAUCAAGUAAUUAACGAAUAUAUUUAAGUACUAAAGGUGACUUUUUUUUAAUGGCAUUUUUCAAAUUUGUCACAAUUUAAUGCAGUGAACAUAUUUCUAUUUUAAGUUACAGGGGAGUCUGUAAGAAUGUUCAUUUGAAACAUGGUUAACCUUUUUCAUUUGUUGGUUUUGACUGAAUUAGAUGGAUACCAUGAGAUGUUAAUAUUCAUACAUGUAAUAAAUAGAAUGAUUAAGAAA